GCGAACAGCUAAGCUUUGUCAUUUCUCAAGUGGCACAUGGAGAGAGAGGGUACCAAUCCCCAAGUUGGAUACUCCUUUUAUAUGGCUUACCCAGACCCCUCUAAUUCCCCAAUCCAGGACAAAACUUCUACCGGGUAUUAAAAAACAAAAAGAAAGCACAGUGACAUUUAUUAUACAUGAACUGUUUCAAUUAACCAUGACGCCGGAAUAUCUAGAGUAUCCUACAAAUCUUGUACGCACAGAAGCGUAUCAUCAUACGCUUGAGUCUUACCGUGCAAAGCUCAAUACUAGAGGGGUAUUUCAUCCUACAUAUCGCUCAUUAGGUUUCAUCGAACUAUAUGAAAACGGCAAUGCGUUUCAUAAGUUAAGGUCCCCCGACGCGGUUGAUCAACUUAGCAGCUAUAUCGACGAAGAAGAUGGCGCACCGCUUUGGCGAAUGGUAUUCCUUCAGUCCAAAUCGGCUCGAGGGGCGUUGGGGUGCAGCAAGGAUCAACUCCUGCUUUUACUCACAUACUAUCAAGUAAUGCCAUACUUUUUAGAUUUCGUCUUAACUUUCUGUACCCGCGAACAACCUCUGGCACAUGCGGCAUUCAGAUAUGAAGAUUAUCUUGAAGAGAAUAGUUCAGAGUUUGCAAUACCACAGCUUAGAAGAUCCGGGGUACAAAUUCAACAUGCUUUCAACCUCCUAUCCGUGGAGCGAGCUGGCGAUUCUAUCGAAAAGAAUCAAUGGCCCUUACGCCAAGUUGCCCUGUAUUACUCAUUUGAUGUUUCCAAUGGCCGGAGUCUUUGGAUUAUCCUUAAAGGGAACAAAAUUAUGGCGACGCGCAUCUUGUCCGCCACGGAGCACCAAAGACGCCUGAAAGCUACGGCUAUUACUAACCCCGAGACAUCGUUCAUCGCUGCCCUUGAAGUGCAUAUGAUCAUGAUUGAUUGGUGCUCUGAAAAUUGGGCUGAAUACAUUGAACACGUCGAAGAAGUGGUCAAUACCAAUUCUAUUGAGGGAAAGACGGCUCCAGUUGAUGAAGUGACUAGACCAGCGGAGAUCGAGACAGCGCAUACUCAAAGAAACACUAAUACCUUUGGUUCGAAAAGCCAACCUACCGAUAUAUUUAACAGUACCAAGCGAUGGACGCUUCGUCAGUCCUCAUCCAACUUGUUCAAAUCCAUCCGGCGAUUUUCCGGGCUUGAGAGCAGACUACCCCCUAAUGAUGAAGAAAACACAGCAGAAAAAGGCGUUGAAGACACGCCGGAACUACAAGACGAAGAAUAUGAAGAAGACCGCGAUAAACUUUCCGAUCUCGAAAAGGAGUUUUCUUUCCAGAAGUAUCAAAACAUGAGUCAAUUGUCUGUAGAGCUAGAGAAAUCAUUAGCGGUCCUUGAACAGAAUAAAGGGGUACUUGGAGCGAUCGAAGAACAUUACCGCUCGGUUAUUGAGUCGUACGGAUUGACGACAUACAUGAAGAAAGGCCUUUACGAUAGCGACCUGGCUGCUUUCUUCGCUAAAAUACGAAGUACUAAAAGGGAGCUCGACAUACACUAUCGUCGCAUACAGACAUUAUCCCAAGCACUGGAAAAUGAAAAGACGAUGUUCACUACACUCUUGCAGUAUAAGAGCGAGAAGGUAUCCGAGUACUUCGCAAGUAGCGCAAAGAUAUCCUCGGAUCGAAUGGAAGACAUUGCCGUCCGAACCGAACAAGAGACGUUGUCGAUGCACGUAAUUACAAUAUUUACGCUUAUAUUCCUCCCGGGGACUUUUAUAGCUACCCUAUUCAGCAGCGGCGUAUUCCACUGGGACGACGAUGGGUCUCUUGGCUCGGACUGGGUCAUCCGGAAAGGUGCUCUGAAACUGUUUUUCUCUGUGUCCAUACCCAUGAUGGCCAUUAUAUUGAUCUCUUGGUCUUUACUAUUUGUUUAUAUGAGGCGGAAAAGACAGCAACGGAUGCAGAAGCCAUUACUGCCCCUAGCAGAAGGCCGAUCUUCCAUGGAUGAGGAAGGGAAUCUAUAAAGUAAUUUUGUAGUAUUAUGGAUAUCGUGUAGGAUGGAAUUACAUCAUACCUCUAGAUGGGGCCGGAUAUGAUGUAACAUGUUAGGCAUAUUGAACGUACUUAACGUAUUAUGCUACGAUAUGGGCUUAUAUUAAGUGGUGCGAUAAUUUAUGGUGUAUACUAAAAUGAAAUGUAGGAAUACAUACCUAAGGUAAACUAUGAAUUACUGCUUAUGUCUAUCAAGCCUCCCGAAAGCUCCCCUAAACAGUAAUAUCAUUGUUGGGGUCCGCGCGAAAGAGCUGUAGCCCCCAAAUCGAAACAAUUGAUUUCCUAGGCGGGGCAUCCGUUCAGCUUGUUUCUCUACUCGUCUCUCAUUUCAGAGUGGUUCGCGACCUGGCUG
This is a messenger RNA of Daldinia decipiens, 2385 nucleotides long. RefSeq lists its product as uncharacterized. The record is from RefSeq and is a predicted model, not a curated record. NCBI's taxonomy places the organism in Eukaryota, Fungi, Ascomycota, Sordariomycetes, Xylariales, Hypoxylaceae. Bases 197 to 2005 code for a protein of 602 amino acids. The transcript has 5 exons.